AUGGCUGAUGGUGAAGAUAAUGCAAACAAUGGUGGUGGCAGAGAAGUGGCUAUGGGAAGGAGGUUUGGAAUUUGUGUUGGAAACAACAACAACACGUGGAUGUGUACUUUCUGCUACAAUGUUUGUAAUGGAGGAAUAACUCGGCUUAAACAGCAUUUGGUUGGUGGUUUUAGGAAUGCUACAAAAUGUAAGCAUGUUCAAGAUUGGGUUGAGAAGCUACUUAGAGACUACAAGAUGAAAAAGGAGGCUCAGAAACAAGCUCGUAAUAUGGAUCAUCAACCUGAAGUUGGUGCUGAUGACGAGUAUGAUGAAGGAGAACCAUCAGCUAGUGCACUAUUAUCGAAGAAAAGGAAAAUCAAAGGACCUUUGGAUAAAUACGUCACUAUUCCUCCAAGAGAUGUUCUACAGGGAAGAAAAGAGAGAAAAUGUAUCUUUGGUGCUUGUGAUAAAGAACAAAGGAAUAUAGUUUGCCUUGGUAUAGCUAGGUGGUUCUACGAUGCAGGUCUUUCUUUCAAUGCCGUCACUUAUCCUUCUUGGAAUGAAAUGUGUGAAUUGAUUGGCCUUUAUGGACCUGGUUUGAAAACUCCAAGCAUGUGGGAGGUUAGAGAACCUCUUUUGAAGAGAGAGAAGGCAAAUGUGGGAGCUAAGCUUUUGAAGAACAAGAAAGAGUGGUCAAACAAAGGUUGCUCAUUGAUGUCAAAUGGAUGGCGUGAUCCUGUGUCCAAGAAAGACAUUGUAAAGUUCUUGGUUAACUCGACAAAAGGUUCUGUUUUUCUCAAGUCUAUGGAUGUUUCUGAGGUUGUGAAAGAUGCUAGAUUGCUGUUUGAGUUGCUGUAUAAGAUGGUAAAGGAAGUAAGGGAACAUAAUGUCGUGCAAGUUGUAACAGACAAUGCGUCUAACUACAUUAAGGCUGGAAAGUAUCUUAUGGAUGAGAGAAGACAUCUAUAUUGGACUCCAUGUGCAGCUCACUGCAUUGAUCUUAUGCUGGAAGACAUUGCAUCACUCCUAGCAGUGAAGAAUGCAAUGAAGAAGUGUAUGUUCAUGAACAACUUCAUAUAUGGCCGUGUCCCUAUUGUAAACAUGAUGAGGAGGUUCACGAGUAACCGAAAUCUGCAUAGGCCUGUCAUUACGAGAUUUGCUACUUCUUUCAUCACAAUGUCUCAGUUUCAUAAGUAG
Molecule: messenger RNA, 1176 nt
Organism: Capsella rubella
Lineage: Eukaryota; Viridiplantae; Streptophyta; Magnoliopsida; Brassicales; Brassicaceae
Exons: 1
Coding region: 1-1176 (391 amino acids)
Source: RefSeq, a predicted model, not a curated record